AUGAACGGAGCUCUUUUGACUCCUCCCAGCCCACGGGCCGUAAACUCCUCCCCCUUGCCCCCGUCACCCUCCCCGUCACCAUCCCCUCCAUCGCCCUCUUUGCUGCCUUUGUCGCCCCGGCCGCCGCCCCUCCCACCCCUGAUGAGCCCGCCACCACCGGCCCACCCGUCCUCGCUGUCGGACACCCCCACGCCUUCACCCUCACCUUCCCUCAGCUGGACUGAAUUCUGUGAGCUUCAUGCCCGCAUGGCGGCCGGCGACUUUGCACGGCACUUUAGGGCAUUCCUCUUGGAGAACCCUCACUACUCGCCUGACUCCGCCACCGCCUUCUGCCGCCGCUUCACGGAUCGCUUCGUCCGCCACUUUCAGAGCGAGUUGGAAGGGGCGCCACCACCUGCCGCUGCACCUGGCAGGGAGGAACCGGGGAGUUGGGCACCUCAGUCGGACGGCACAUCUCUGGAAGAAGAUGCCGCGUCCCCCUUGUCGGCAUCCGGGGCGGCGGCCCCGCUUUGCACCACCGCAAAUGUGGCUCGAACGGCUUCCAAACCGGCACCUGUUCGCCUUCUCCUGGACAACCGUAGUGGGGACAAAUUUCAAGACCCUUACGCUCACGGUCAGGUUCUGCCGCCUUCUUCGUCGUCAUCCUGCUGCUCCUCCGUGGGCGGCAAUAAUUGCAGGCGGGACGACAGGGGUGGCGCCACACUAGGCGGAAACGGGGAUGCGCCCGCCGAGGAAGAAGAAGACGGCUGGCCGGGGGCGGCCUCCAUGGGGGAGGAUGUGGAGCCGGAUGAGCGGGAAGCGGAGAGCGGCGAGGGGGAUGGCCCCGACGCCUCUUGCGGGCCACCCACACCCCCACCUUGCUCCAAAGGCGGCAGCGGUUCCAAAAACAAAGUAAAGAAGCGCUUCUCGCUUCGUAGCGUAGGGCGCAGUGUGCGCGGCAGCGUUCGCGGCAUCCUGCACUGGCGAAGCUCAUCCAGCGACUCUGCACCAAGCCCCCUGGCCCCCAGCUAUGGCUACACAGUGGGUGCGCAGGAAGCCGCUCUGUCCCGGAACGCCAUCGCCCAGCCUCCAGCGCCUGCCUCUUCCAUGCCCGUGUCUCUGUCCAUGCCCCUGUCCCUCCCCCACUCAUCUUCAUCCUCCCUGCCCCCUUCGUCAUCCAGCAGCGCCACCUCCCUCUCGUUUUCUGAUGCCGCUCGAGACCGGAGGCGGAGCAACGGCGAAGCUGGCGAGAAGGACAAGUGGAGCCACCGUUUGGAAAAAUUGCGACUGACUCGAUCGCCACCCCCCGUCCUCACUCCGAGCGCCACUUCAACCGUGCUGUUGCCCGCGGCGCCGCCAAGGAAGGUUGGUCGGCUGGUCCGGGAAGGCGGGGUCAGUGUCAGUUCAUCUAACGAUGAGUUGAGUGCCGGCCACGGCUUCCCGGGCUUCUCCUUUGCGCUCCCGCAUCACGGCCCCGACAACAACAACGCUGCGGGUGCCGGUAACGUGCCAUGGAGAGGGGGGCGUUGGCACAAGUGUCGUCUGGUACUCCGAGAGAGGGAACGAGAAGGGGAGCGAGGCGAGGAGUACUACUUAGAAUUCUUUAUUCCGCCUAAGGCAUCCAAACCACGGCGGACGGUGUCGUGUGGCGCCAUAGUUGACGUUAGGAGCACGACGGCGCUGGAGGUUCCGGAUAAGGAGAACAGCUUUCUGCUGCGGCUUGAAGGGGCCGUCCAGUACGUGAUAGAAACACGUGACGCCGUCCAGAUGAGGGCAUGGCUCAGCGACAUCCGAAACGGUGUCUGUCUCAGCAGCCAAGAAGAUCCUGACGGUGGCGUUCCAUCAGACAUCGGGGGCACGCCGGAGAUCGUCGACCGUCUGUCACAAGUGUGCUACGGCGGCGUGGCGGGCGCCUCCCCUCCAAUGGAGCCACUCCCGCCCGAACUGCCACCCCGAGCCCCUCUCGAUGACACUGACGCGCGCAUUCUCGGGGUAGGCGGGGCAAGUCUAGGUACUCCCUUUGCGGAGACGCCGGAUGCCACAGGUUCCUUCCUGUUCACGGAGGGGACAGCAGGCGAGGCUCUGGAGCAUCCGCUCAGCGAGUGCCAGUGGUUUCACGGCACCUUAUCGCGCCUCAAAGCGGCACAGCUGGUGCUGGCGGGCGGGCCGGCGAGCCACGGCGUCUUCCUGGUGCGCCAGAGCGAGACGCGGCGUGGCGAAUACGUUCUCACCUUCAACUUCCAGGGGAAGGCCAAGCACCUGCGCCUGUCGCUAAACGAGGACGGGCAGUGCCGCGUGCAGCACCUUUGGUUCCAGUCAAUCUUCGACAUGCUGGAGCACUUCCGCGUGCACCCCAUCCCACUGGAGUCAGGCGGCGCUUCUGACGUCACGCUCAUCAGUUUUGUUGGCGCCGCUGCUGUCCGACAGCCAGACUUGACCAGCAGACCCCGUAGCCCCCCUCAGCCGCCCCCUCUGCCCCCGGGACGCCCGCCACCCCCGACUCCGCCCCAGGAGAGGGGACAGGUGACGGAGACAGAGGCUGCGAUGACGGGAAGUAGCGUUGUGGUGGAGGAGCGGGAUGAGCGGGACGCUCCACCGCACCAACCGGAGGCGGUGGAAGAAGAUGAGCCGGAGGCCGCUCGGGCACCGCCCCGAGCCGUGGACAACCAGUACUCCUUCUUCUGA
This is a messenger RNA of Nerophis lumbriciformis (worm pipefish), 2664 nucleotides long. Lineage: Eukaryota; Metazoa; Chordata; Actinopteri; Syngnathiformes; Syngnathidae. The record is from RefSeq and is a predicted model, not a curated record.